CGGUAGGCAACUGAUAUCACAUCACCUGGCCAGACACCCCCACCAUCGUCACCUUCAUGGCAUAGAACAUCUUAUUCGGGAGCCUUUCUUCCUAUACCAUUACCAUCAUAUCCUUCAUUCAAUCCUUUUGUUCAUUUCCGGUACCAUAUAACCUGUCAAAAACUCUUGCUUGACUACAUACCUCUACACACAUCAACCAGGACCGUCUCAGGUACCAAUCGUUGUACUGACAACGAACCACCGCCAUCCCGCCGUCCUUCUCUCUGUAUCACCGCCUCCAUAUACCUACGAAAUUAAAAUGACCGAACCAGAUUCCUUCAACCGACCGGGCUCCGCCACCGCCGCCCGUUACUUUACCUCCUCGAGUCCCCGACCAUCCGUCGCAAGUCGGACGAGUCGCUCCAGUCUACGGCGAGAGCACGACCUACAGGCAGACCAGCUACAACCUCAAAGUCGUCGCCUGUCGUCAGCACAAUCCCACACCCCGUCUCCUCAACCACCCCCUAGCGUCGAGGAGCACACGUUACCAGGGAUUGACCAACAACAACAACAACAACAACAACAACAACAUCAUCAUCAAGAAGGAGAGGAAGGGGGAGAACAAGGUGGCGGAUCACAGCCAUCGUUUUCUCCCCUCUUCACCCUUCUGUCCUCCAGCGUCCACUCCUCCCAGCGCCAAACCAUCCAUCAUCCAACCGUCCACUACGUCUUUGCCGACGACGACCCCGACAUCCUCACCGCUGCACUAGCGUACCAUCACCGGGGAGGAAGCGAACAAGAAGCCACAUCAAGUCCUGACAAUGAUGAAAGACUCUACAACAAGGAGCCGAGAGAUCGCGCCGUGAUCCUCGAUAUGGCGCCCUCCUCAAACGGCAAUGCGCUCCAAGUGGCAUGGGCAAGUAGCCUGUCUCCCGACUGGGCAGUGGUCUCGGCACAAGUGAUGCGCAUGGAAGAUCAAGCCAGCAGUGGCGGUGCCAAUGCAGCAGGAGGGGUCUUUGCAGCUUCGUCGCCAAGUCUACACACUGGUCCUUUGAUGCUCAAGAUCGAAGGGGUAGCCAUUGAGCCUUCGUCGUCGUCAUCAUCGCUAUCGUCAUCGCGUUUGGGCAGCGGCGGGAAAUUGUCGUCCACCCCAGAAGGUGAUUUGCAGUCUUCUCUGACGGGCAAGGGCAAGCAAGCUGCGACGGCGGCCCCUGCACCUGAAGAAUACCCGACUCUGCUGCAAGACUUUGAGAGGCGUAUAGGAGUGCUAAAGAGGGUCGCCGAGGCAGGUUCAGAGAGGCAACGGCGUAUAUCCUCUAUGGACCACCAAGGCUUCGAACAUGAUCACGGUGGUGGCGGAGCUAGCGGGCAAGGGGACGCACUUCUUGCCGAGGUGCGAGAAGGUGAGGAUUUGGGUGCUCAAGAUUGAGUGAGGGGUUGGGGGGCUGUGAGUUUUGGAUGCUUGGGGUAUAUGGCCCUCUGAUUUUCUUGGAGCCCACUUGAUGAAUCCAGGCAGUCUCACCCUCAUUAUCUUCUACCGACCUUUGACGGGCUCCCCCUUAUAUGUGAACGAAAGGGCGUACCAAGCCAUACAGCGUUGAACGGCGCGCUGCGCUUGCUUCCGAUUGGCAUAUCCUAAAUGAUUGUCGUAGGAUAACAUGAAUGACCUGACGAUAAAGUUCGACACUAUAGGGCACAUGGCGAUUACUCACAUUUUCUGAGAUAUUUGAUA
This is a messenger RNA of Neurospora tetraspora, 1711 nucleotides long. RefSeq lists its product as uncharacterized. The record is from RefSeq and is a predicted model, not a curated record. NCBI's taxonomy places the organism in Eukaryota, Fungi, Ascomycota, Sordariomycetes, Sordariales, Sordariaceae. The coding region runs from base 299 to 1408 and encodes 369 amino acids. The transcript has a single exon.